This is a messenger RNA of Penicillium cinerascens, 225 nucleotides long. RefSeq lists its product as uncharacterized. The record is from RefSeq and is a predicted model, not a curated record. The coding region runs from base 1 to 225 and encodes 74 amino acids. The transcript has a single exon. Lineage: Eukaryota; Fungi; Ascomycota; Eurotiomycetes; Eurotiales; Aspergillaceae.
AUGUGCUACAAAGUCGUCGAGCGUUACUCCGUCUGCAAGUGCAUCUACUUCAAACACUCCAUUGACCCCUGCUCUGCGUACGGUCAGCGCGGCCACGCCGUGCAGGAAAAGACCGUGUUGGUGGGGUAUGUGUGCCCGAGACAUUCUGCGCGGGGCUGCUCUGCUUCGCCCGACGCUGGUCGUUGGCCGGAUUCGGGGUAUGAGAGUUCCAAGUCGCAUCGCUAG